UUCAGAAAACCUUUACAUUUGGUUUGUGAAAGUUGGGAUGAUCAGUGACGUUUUUUCAUUGAACGGGGUUUACAUGACCCAGAGGUGAUUGCGGAAGCCAGGAAGCCGUGAGCAAGUCUAACGCCAAAGAUGAACGCCAGUAGAGAACUUUGUCCGGGGAUGACAAUGUCUCACAACAGAAACCCAGCAUAUUUCGACCCUACUACUGGUGUCCUCAUCUGUAUACUAAACGGUGUACUUGCCGUCCCAACAACUAUUCUAAACUUUCUUCUUAUCGUCUCUAUUCUCUCAACUCCAAGUCUUCGCAAGCCUUCCUUCGUCUUGAUCUGUGCCUUGGCUUUCACGGAUUUUGGCGUUGGAAUCCUGGUUCAGCCUUUGUACAUUGCUCGUAAAGUGUCUUUUCUCUUGUCUUCCUUCGAGACGUACUGUUUCCUGCUCAAGACUGGUAACGUGGCUGCACACAUUAUCUGUAGCCCUUCGUUCUUUAUUGUAACAGCCAUCAGUGUAGAUCGUUACCUUGCCAUCAAACUACGAAACAGAUACCACACGUCAUUAACCAACAUCCAUAUCCUGGAGUACCUCGCAUUUACGAUGGUUUGUGCUGGAUGCGUUACGUACUCGCGCUUUCGAGCCAAGAGUCCCAAAUACAUGAGCAUAGCCGCAGCUUUAUUGUGCAUUUUUCUAUCAAUCAUAGUAUAUUGCUACUUAAAAUCUCUAAAAGGUCUACGAGCAAUCCAAGUGCAAGUCCCCAGACGAAGACAAGACGGGUCAGUGAAUGGUAGCAGUCACCAACGCGUACUGCAAACCCUGGUCAUGAUCGUUACUUGUCUGGUUUUCUGCUACGUCCCUUUCGUGAGUGUUAUAAUAACUAUCGCAGUCUAUGGACGAUCCAAGGAGUUCAUGAUUGCAUGGGAAGUCACACUGACUUUGUUGUAUUUGAAUUCGUUUUUGAACCCUAUUCUUCACUUCCUGCGAGUCAAGGAGCUAAAACAGGCCUGUGUUGCUGUGCUAGGGAAAAGUAACCGGUUACAUGUACAAGACGAACGAAUUGAAGAGACAUACGCCCCAGAAGUAUUUACGAUUACAAACGCUACAGUCAAUGAAAAGUGUACAGGAUAGUUGGACAGAAGACUACAGCCAAGUUGUGUGGAGUCAUUUUGCUCUCUAUGUUGCUGCUUAUUCUAUUUAGUAAAUCUAAGCCACCCACCUGUGACCUUUACAUAUGCCUCGUGUGGAGCAUGAGUCAGAAGAGGUUCUGGCAUCUCGGCUAAGAACUGCUUCAAUACGCAAGCCACAUCAUGUGGAGUGAACUUCCCACUGGUCAACUUUACAGCAAGAUUAUCUUUAUCAAUGAACUCUUUGAGCUCUUCUUGUCUUUUCUUGCUUCCUGGGACACGAAAUAUGCCUUCUACAUUGAUGCCUGAAGAGAAAUGAGACAAAAUGUUCAUUGUUCUUAGUCCAGAAUUAGUACUGCACACCACUUCAGUUUUUCAAGGUUAAUAGUCUAGGCUAAUUGCACUAUCACGUGAUGGUAGCAAUGAUAGGAUUGAAUAUGGUCUUAUCUGAUUUACAUGAGAAAGAAUUCAAUUCCCCAGGGAAAAAUGACUUAAUUGUUGUGCCUCCUGUCAUAGCUGCCAUCAUGUGAUGGUGCAAAGCCUCUAUAUUUUUUUUUACGUCUGUAGGAUAUAUUCACCCCACACCAACAUCCUUGCUUUGGGUCAGCUGUAUGACUGCUUGGGGUCAGCUUAAGGAUAUCUGCAUAGAAGGCUACUGCAGGAUGGCUACUUCCAAUGUUUUGUCCAGUAAGAGGAGGGGAGUUAAGCAGGAGGAGGGAGAGUGAGGCUUCAGGGGGGGAGAGGAGAGAAAGGGUUGAGAAGUGGUAUACAGUUGGUAAUAAAUAAAUACAGUAACUUUCAAUGGUAUUAUAUAGGUAUGAUCAUUUUGCCAGAUCUUCUUCUUUUGGAAUCAUGCAGGCAUUGCAUAUUAUGCAUAUCUAUGCAAUUUUUUGUCAGGUACUUACAAGACUUUAGAUAAUCGAUAAGGGGCAAGAUUCUAUGAACUGCCUCGUCAUUGAGUUGAUGACCAAAUACAUUGUGAUGGUGACCUACAAACAACACAUUAAAUAAAUUUUCUUUUAUCAA
Molecule: messenger RNA, 2141 nt
Organism: Actinia tenebrosa (Australian red waratah sea anemone)
Lineage: Eukaryota; Metazoa; Cnidaria; Anthozoa; Actiniaria; Actiniidae
Product: melanocortin receptor 4-like
Biological process (GO): G protein-coupled receptor signaling pathway
Cellular component (GO): membrane
Molecular function (GO): G protein-coupled receptor activity
Source: RefSeq, a predicted model, not a curated record